Molecule: messenger RNA, 498 nt
Organism: Guyanagaster necrorhizus
Lineage: Eukaryota; Fungi; Basidiomycota; Agaricomycetes; Agaricales; Physalacriaceae
Product: ribosomal protein L12
Exons: 4
Coding region: 1-498 (165 amino acids)
Biological process (GO): translation
Cellular component (GO): ribosome; cytosolic large ribosomal subunit
Molecular function (GO): structural constituent of ribosome; large ribosomal subunit rRNA binding
Source: RefSeq, a predicted model, not a curated record
AUGGCUCCUAAAUUCGAUCCCAAUGAAGUCAAGAUCAUCUACCUCCGGGCCACAGGUGGUGAAGUUGGUGCAUCGUCUGCUCUUGCACCCAAAAUCGGUCCUCUUGGUCUAUCACCGAAAAAGGUCGGUGAAGAUAUAGCCAAAGCAACUGGUGCAUGGAAGGGUCUUCGUGUAACCGUCCAACUCACCAUCCAAAACCGGCAAGCCGCCGUCUCUGUCGUUCCUUCCGCAUCGUCCCUCGUCAUCAAAGCUCUCAAGGAGCCACCCCGCGACCGAAAGAAGGAGAAAAACAUCAAGCACUCGGGCAACAUACCAUUUGACGAGAUUGUUGAUAUUGCACGGACGAUGAAGUCGAAAUCUCUCGCCAAGGAGCUGUCGGGGUGUGUCAAGGAGAUUCUGGGUACUGCCCAGUCAGUGGGUUGCACAGUGGAUGGCAAGCCCCCUCACGAUAUCAUCGACGCCAUCAACGAUGGCGAGCUCGAGGUACCAGACGAGUAG